Durotheca rogersii is the source of this 1962-nucleotide messenger RNA. RefSeq lists its product as uncharacterized. Lineage: Eukaryota; Fungi; Ascomycota; Sordariomycetes; Xylariales; Xylariaceae. The transcript has 2 exons. Bases 243 to 1547 code for a protein of 434 amino acids. The record is from RefSeq and is a predicted model, not a curated record.
GGGACGGGAAUCCUACGAGAUAUAAGAGAUUUCCCAUCCCCGUUCCUCUAACCAACAUCUCCCUUCCUUGUACCCAAUGUUCAGUCUUUCUCGUUUCCGUUCCUUUCUAUUCGCUUGGGGUUUCCGCCGCUAGGGCUCGGCCGUCCAUUCUUUUUUCCUGCUUGAAUCGGUGUAGAUCACGGUCUUUACAAGAACUCGUAUAUCGUCGCUUUCUCUCUCGUACUAUCUCUCUCUCUCUCAACAUGCUGUUCAACCGAAAAGAUGCCCUGGUGGCUCUCUUCCUCCUCGCUGAGGGAGCCGCAGCCAGGGGACUCCACCGAGACUACGCGGUCCUGAACUCGACCCUCGCCGCCACGACCUCGACCGCGAUCGCCUCCACGCCGGCCGAAGUCGGGGGUUACCCGACGCUGCCUGCCGAGGAGGCCUCGACAUCCCUCUCCAUCACCUCCCUGAACCAAACGGCCUCCGCCACAGCUUCUGCCUCUGCCUCGGCGUCUGUAUCUGUCUCCGAGUCUGUCUCCGAGUCUACCGUAUCGAACUCUGCCUUGAGUUCUGAGUCUGCUACUGCGUCCGCGUCUGCGUCCGCAUCUGUCUCGGCAUCUGUCUCGGCAUCCGUUUCCGAGUCUGCGUCUGCGUCCGUCUCCGCGCCGAUCUCCGAGUCUGCGUCCGUCUCUGCACCCGCCUCGGCGUCCAGCACAACAUCCCCGAUUGUCUUUAACAGCACUUCGACCGUCUUCAUCACCGUCUCGAGCCCCACCCCCGUCGCUUCCUUCACGAACGCCACUUCUGCUAUCGCGUCCACUACUACGCAGGCGCCGUUUUCCAACACGACCACUACCAGGGCUCCUGAUGCCACCGCCGGCCUGACGACCCUGACGGUUAGCGUGACCUCUAUCGAGACCGUCAUAUCCUGUGCGGCCAGUAUCACAAGCUGCCCGGGCGCUAGCGAGACGAACGUGCUCACUUCGCUGCCGUCAGACGCCGUGUCGACGAUCCUUAUCACGAGCGUCAUCGAUCUCACCACCACUGUCUGUCCCGUCACCGAGGCCUCGUCCAUCUCGUCGUCGAUCUUGGAUUCUUUCACCUCAGAGAAUCCUGUCCCUACUGCCACUUCGACCGUGAACCCUAGCGGCACCAGCUCCACGGCGGCCGUCCCUACCGAGACCGGCAACAGCAGUGGCGACGCCACUAGUGCUACUAGCUCCACGGCCGGCUCUGAGACGACGUCGGCUUCCGAGAACGUCACUACCACUACCCGGGCUCAGCCUUCGGAGGUGAUUAUCACCGUGACUGUUUCUGACUCUGUCACGACUCGCACUGUAAGUUGCAAAAAGGCACCCCGCACAAGCAGCUUUGGAGUAUUAUGUCUAACCCUACUCCCUCUAGAUCACGGCCCCCACCACCAUCCCCACCGUCGUCAUCACUAUCGGCACGGACACGACGGCGCCCGUCACCACGAUCCUCGUCACAGAGGAGCCGGGCGCCACAGAGGAGCCGAGCGCCACGGCGGAGUCUUCCGUUACUACCGCCACCCAGAGCGCGGGUAGCGGCAACGGCAACGAGAGCGAGACUGUCGUGUCCUCCGUCUCUACCAUCUCCGCCGCGCCUACCGUCGUUACCAAGACCGUUGGUGGUGGCGAGGCUAUCACGAAAACCGUCAUUAGGACUAUCGGGGGUGGCGAGUCGGCGACGACCGUGACCGUCGGUAACGGCGAGGCCGUCACGAAGACCAUCAUCAGGACUAUCGGCGGCGGCGAGUCGGCGACGGCGACGGUCACCGUCCAGCCCGUCACCAGCACGGUCACCGUCGGCGGCAGCGAGCCUACGACCAAGACCGUGACUGUCGGCGGCGGCAACGGCGGCGAGGCCGUUACGAGCACGGUAACCGUCGGCGGUGGCGAUGCCGUUACGAGCACAGUGACCGUCAGUGGUGGCGAGGCUGUUACGAGCACGGUAACCGUC